Messenger RNA from Cinclus cinclus, 6523 nucleotides. RefSeq names its product membrane associated ring-CH-type finger 7 (gene MARCHF7). The transcript has 8 exons. NCBI's taxonomy places the organism in Eukaryota, Metazoa, Chordata, Aves, Passeriformes, Cinclidae. Gene Ontology annotation, cellular component: nucleus. The coding region runs from base 4097 to 6172 and encodes 691 amino acids. The record is from RefSeq and is a predicted model, not a curated record. Gene Ontology annotation, molecular function: zinc ion binding; ubiquitin binding; ubiquitin conjugating enzyme binding. Gene Ontology annotation, biological process: protein autoubiquitination.
UGUUCCUUUACCUUUUGGCAACAAUAGGGUUUUAAUCCGUUCAGACUACAACCCAUUUUCGGUUACUAUCAUUAUUAUUAUUUCCUCAGAGAAGUACUUUAAGUUUUUUUUGGUCUCACUACCUUCUAUGUAAAUGGAGGUGUUUACUUUGUCGUUAUAGAAGUCACUACAGCAUGUUAAUUAACACUUGGGGUUUGUUGAAUUCCUGUCUAUGUAAACAGAAUGCUUGGGGUUUUGAAUGUUUUUCUUCAGGAAAACCCUUAAGAUGAUGAUGCUGUAAAAGGGAACCAUUCUCAUUCUGAAUUACUGUAUAGAAGCACAAUCCCCUUGCGACAAGUAUUGUUGUGGCUUUAAUAAUGUGCUUGGUUUUUUUAGCACGAAACCAUUGUGUGGCUCUGUCCUGUGCUCUGUGAUAACUUAGCAUGCUCACCUUAUUUAUAACCACCUCAUUGUGUUACCAUGAUCAGUGUAAGCCCUCUAUGUGUUUUGUUUGUAUUCAAGCCACCAUGAAGGCAGUUGUGUCUCAGACUUUCAAGGUACAGUGCUUAAAAUGGUUUUCAGAGAACUCUGGGGAAAAUGGUCCAAAAUCCAAAAGACAUCUUACUAGUGUUGAUCACCAGAGGUGAAAUGCCUAGGUCUAGUUUUGUCUGUCUAGUAAAUGGACAUCGUGGCUCCAUUGGCUUCAUCUGCAUCUCUGUCCAUCUGGGUAAGACUUUGAGGAAAGGCUGAAAUAGAGAAGCCUCUGGGGCUACCUUAUUGCAGCCUUUCGGUACUUUAAAAGGAUCCAUAAGAAAGAUAGGGGCAGACAUUCAGUAGAGCCUGUUGUGACGGGACAAGGAGUAAAUUUAAGGAAGGCAGUUUUUAUGAUGAGCAUAGUGAAUCACGGGCACAGAUUGCCCAGAGAGAUGGUGGAUGCCCUGUUUCUGGAAACAUGCAAGGUCAGGUGGGAUGGGACUCUGAGCCAUCUGAUCUUAUAAAAGAAGUCCCUGCUCAUUGCUGGGCAGUUGGACUAGAUGGCUUUUAAAAAUCCUUUCCAGUUCAAACUAUUCUAUGAUUUCUGCUAGUUAGAUUGCAAGUAAAUUUUAUAAUGGAUGCCCAGAAAUUGAAGAGCUCUUGGGCAGUAGAUUUUUAAAAGUGAUUCAUCUUAAUGACAUGCUUUAUGUCACUAAAUCUUUAUUGAAAGGUAAAAGUAAAAUCCAGUUUCCUUGAUCAGAAUUUCUUUGCCUAGAUCAUAAGCCUUUUAUUCAGCAUCUUUUCACUUCUGCAUCAGACAUGGCAGGUGUCAAAUGCCUAUUCUUACAUGACUCUGAUCUUUAUAGCAGAUCCUUCUCAUUUGCUGGCUUAAGCAAAGACUGCAGAAAAAAAUGUAAUGUUGUAUGCAGGAAAUUAAUCAUAGUGUAUACACUUAAAUGGACACAUUAACUUUUGCAUUUUCUAUUGUGCUGCCUUAACUUGGUUUUAACACUUUUUUUGGGGGUAUGGUUUCUGCAAGAUUUCUUCACUUGUAGUAAGAAAAUAUUCUCUAGAUAGUAUUAUCCUGACGUACUUGAGUUGAAAUCGCAGCCUGUGCUAAUUUACAAGAUUAGGGUGAUGGGUGACAUUGUCUGUCCUCUUGGGGCUACCACUGAAGGAGAAAAUUAGUCUUGUGCCUAUUUAUGUGUAUCUGUAGAAGCAAACUGCUAAUUUUGGACUCCAUUUCAUCUUCUGCAGGUAGCUGGCUCUGGUGUCUAGUCUUCCACCCUGUCCUCUUCUGUGUGAAUGCUCUUAUUUUCUUCUGUUCUGUGGAUGGUGCAUAAGCAAUUUCAUUAGUAUUAGAUAAUUUAUAAUUUAGUCUUUGAAGUUGUCUUAUGCUUCGGUCUCCUCCGCCGAUUCUUCUGGACAUUAAUUCCUAUUAGUAGGAACUUCCAUCCCUUCUUGAACCUUUGCAUUUUCUAUGUGUAUCUGUAUCUGACUUUUAUCUAUGCUUUUUAAUUCAUAUGGUUCCACACAUACCUGAAACAAAGUGAUUCAGAAAUAGAAUGAUCCAUAAUAGAGGAGAUAGUGCUGUCAGUCUUUGUCGAGUACUUAACAGUACAAAAUUGGAUCCAUUAUUCUGUGUGCUUGUUCCUUGUAUUGUAUAUGAGGGUAUAACAUAGACAAACAGUGCUAAGAGUAUCAGAUCUCAUCAAGAUGUAUAGCUGUCCUGUCCAGCCUACACUCAAGUCUAUAUUAUUCUGAUAUUAUUUUAGCUUCACAGUUUGCAACUUUGAUAGUUACUUUUUUACACUCAUUGCAGCUUCAUGCAAGUACUAAACUUGUAGAGCACAAUAUGGCAGUUUACUCUGAAGGUUAAAUUAACUAUCAUUACAAUUUAGGAAUAAAUAUGUUUGUUAUAUUGGACCAAUGAUCUACUUUGUGUAGUUUAGAUAAUUAUAUGUGCCCUCAAUUUCUUUGAAACUUGCACAAUUAACUGUUCUUUUGAACUCUGGUCUGCUGCUUAGAACAUUCUUACUGGUGCAGAUGUGCUUACAACCUGAGAAUUGCAUGAAUUGCUGAAUAUUUACAUAAGGUUUUAAAUGUGAUCUGGGAAAUUAAAUCAGUUAUUUCAGCAUAUUAAUGCAAAGUUGGGAAAGUGAGCAUUUCAGAUUCCUAACCAGAUCUUGUUUACCUGGCGAUGGCUCUGGCAAACAUGAAUUGGUUACUAAUAUUGGAAGUGUGGUCUAGAAGCAGGUGUCCUCUAAUACAAGCCAGUAGUUAUUUUUGUACGCAAAGGUAAAGAGUCACUUAAACUUGGUAUAUUUUUGAGUCCUACUUGCAAGAUAAAGCAUUCUGGCAGCUUUGUGUUUUGCUGCUGUUGUAAAGCUAGCUAACAACUGAACAUGCAUGAGAACAGUGGUUAACAGCAAUCUAACCUCAACUGUCCCAACUGUUAGGUCGGUGGAGUUCUGUACAAAGUAACUGGCUUUUACCAGGUAAAUUAUUUAAUUCAGCAUGACUUGAGCAAAGAUUAAAAGUCCUGAGUAUGCAGACUUGCCUUGAAACUGCAGCCAGAUAUGAAGUGUUUCAGGAUUGAUGUAGCUGCUUUUUGCAGAAUGUGAUACUGAUGAGUAUGACUGAAUUGUGAAAAGAUAUGCUUUGAUGAUGGAUAAGGGUUUCUUUUAAUCAAUAUAGUUGACUACUAUUUUCAGAAAGCUAGGCCAGGAUUAGAAGUGGUUAAAUAGACUGUACCACUUGGGCAAAUCACCCUGUAUCAGUGGGAUUCUCAGCCAUAUGUUUGAGUUAUGUGUCAUGCUACUCUUCAUGUACUGCACCAUGGAGGAUACUGUAGUUUGCUUAAAUUUUUUUAAGAGCUACCAUUUGUGGUCUACUUCUGUCUGUACUAUCCUGUGGAGGAAGAAUCUAGCUAGGAUUUAGCAUAAAAAUCUAGGAGUUUUAUGUUAACAUUUAAUCAGAUACUGUUUCAAGGACAGGGUUGAGUAUAGGAACACUUCUUAUGUGGAGAAGGUACCAGCAUUUCUUUUGAAAUGCCUAGAAAUAGCAAAAGGCAGAUAAACUUUCAGCAAGUGAGAAGUACAUUUAUGAAAACACUUGUGAGAUAGCCUGUGCUCCUUUGCAUAUAUUAGCUUCCAUGGGAAUCGUCUUUGGAGAAGUCAAAGGCAGAUAGACUUCAGAUGUGUUUUUUCACAGGAGGGUGAAGCUUCACAAUUUCAACCCUGAGGAAUAACUCUGAAUAUAAUUUCUGCAAGUGUUCAGAUGCAGUUCAUUAGCAAAAGCAUAAUAUUUGAAAUUAAGAAAUCUGAGUUAUCAGUUCCAUUUUGUAAUUGACUCAUUUUGCAUUAAUAUGAGGACUGUGUGGCUCUUAAGGGAGUACCUAUUAUAUUUAUAAUCGCAAGAAUAUAUCAUAAUGAAAUCAUAAAAGGAACUGUAGUUUUAUAAAGAGGGAUGGAAGAUGUAAAGGAAAGGUUACAAAAACUGGGAUAAGAACUUGUUUCCUCAUUUUGCUGAUGCACAGUCAGACCAAAGCACUGUGUAAAUAUUUGUAUGCGUGAAUCAUAUUUAGAAUGACCUGUGCCUGUUUUGCAUGAGUUCCCUGCUUCUGUGAGAAAAAAUAAUCAGUAUGUCCUUGUACAGGAUACAAAGAAUGGAGUCAAAACCCUCAAGAAUUCCUCGCAGGGUAUCUGUUCAGGCUUCCAGCUCUCCUCUAGGAUCUAGAACUGGAAACAGUUUAUCUGGUGCAUAUAGUACCAGAGAAUCUUCAUGGAGAUUUGAAUCUGGAUACCAGGAAUCCAGUGUAUUGAAUAGUUCCAGCAGAGACUGGAGAAUUGGAGAAAGGGACACCCGUGAAACUCCUUGGAAGCUUACAGCAUCGUCUCCAACUCGCUACUCAGGGACACUUGAUCACCCUCAUUCUGGAAGAUUUUUGGGAAGCAGAAGCAGAUUGUCUGCAUCUUCAUCCUCUCAUUUCACAUCUGGGUGUUAUGGUGAGUCUGAGAGAACUCAGGGAGCAUAUUCAAGACUACAUAGCCAGCAGCAAGACAGUGAUUCAAAGAGACCUAAACUAUCUUGUACAUCUACCUCUUCUGUGAGAAGUAAUGGCUUGACUGCCUUUUCAGAGUCCUCAUGGAGAUGCAGUAGGAUUCCUAGAUCUUCAUCGGUAAUGCUUGGCUCCCUUGGAACGGAUCUGGUGAGAGAGCGAGCACAGUUAGAAAGGAGAACAGAUCUGUCUGUUAAUAACCUGGUGGAUCCCAGCUACAGAAACAGUGACUUUUCACCUUCAGCAUAUCUUCAAGACAGGCCUGCCUCUUCAUAUGCAGAGGGAGCAAGACCAAAAGAGAACUCAUUAAGCACUUUGAGGCUGAAUGUACCCAUGAGCCGCCAGUUGCCUUCUGAUCAUCAGCCAUCUUUUUUCAACAGAGACUCUAACAUGAGCACUUCAAGAUCCAGCUAUUCUUCGAGACAAAGGAGAAAUGAAUUGCAGUCUCCCCAGAGGAGUGUGCAGCCAGAAUUUUCUCUUACUGCCAUUAGAGAUGAAAUCCCUUCCUCAAGUGGUUCUGAAAGGGUUUUAUCUUCUCAGAGGUCACUGAAUGAGUCAGCAGCUGACAGUGAAGGGAGGCGCACAACCAGACAGCUGCUAUCUCGUUUAGCAUCUAGUAUGUCAUCUACGUUUUUCUCUCGAAGGUCUGGCCAAGAUGCAUUGCGUACAAGAUCAUUAGGCUCUGAAGAGUCAGCAGUGGUCCCAAGAGUUCAAGCUGCUGCUCUGUCAAAUAGUAAUGGAGCUGCAACUCCUGAAUCUCCAGGACUUCAGUCAUCCGAAGCUUCUCAGGGGUUUAGUUUUCUUGGACGAAGAUGGGGUUUAUCAGGCAUUUCACAGAAUCGCAACUCUGAUUCUGAUGGGGAAAGUUACAGACCAGACACUGAAAACAGGAGCACAGGAUCCUGGUUGUCGUCCUCUUUGAGGAACAGAUGUACACCUCUCUUCUCCAGAAGAAGAAGAGAAGGAAGAGAAGAAUCCACAAGGAUCUCUAUCUCUGAUACAACUGCUAGAUCACAGCAUGUCUUUAGAAGGAGAGAGUCAGGUGAGGAGACCUCUCUUGAAGCAUUGGAUAGCCCUCGUCGGGCUUCUGUUAGUAGACCAACACGUGCAGUAUCUGUUAUUUCUACAGCUACUGCCUCCCCACCAGAUUCAGCCCCCAGUGGAAGAAGUUCAGGAAUUCCGCCUGGUUCUCUCUUUCGCUUUGCAGUACCUCCAGCAUUAGGAAGCAGUCUGUCUGACAAUCUUAUGAUAACUGUAGAUAUUAUUCCUUCUGGCUGGAAUCAGUCUGAUGGACGAGAAAGUGGCGAGUCUAAAAUACCACCUUCAAGAGAUCCAGAAAGACUCCAGAAAAUUAAGGAAAGCCUGCUUUUAGAAGAUUCUGAAGAUGAAGAGGGUGACUUAUGCAGAAUCUGUCAGAUGUCCUCUGCAAGUUCUGACAACCUUUUAAUAGAGCCAUGCAAAUGCACUGGAAGUCUGCAGUAUGUUCACCAGGAGUGCAUGAAAAAAUGGCUGCAGUCGAAGAUAAAUUCAGGUUCUUCUUUGGAAGCAGUGACAACUUGUGAAUUGUGCAAGGAGAAGUUGCAUCUUAAUCUGGAAGACUUUGACAUUCAUGAACUGUAUAGGGCACAUGCAAAUGAACAAGAGGUAAAGGAAUUAUAACAUCAUAACAUUCUUAAAAUACAUUCCUUUAUUUUGGCUUUUUGUAAAGCCUUGGGAGCACAGAGAAGAAACCAGCAAGAUUUGUUUUAUUUCCCCAGGUGAUAUAAUAUUCUGAGUUGCACAUUCUAUCCUCUGAACUAAUCAUGCUGACUGAGAUUCAAUUUGUAGAACUCUAUUUGCCUUCAAAGAUGACGUGUUAGAUCUGGGGUGGAUGGGAAGGACCAGAAGUAUAAAUAGUUUUUCAGCAACUUAAAUUUUUUAGUAUUAUAUUUUCCUAAUUCAUUUGGAGCAACUAGAGCUAAAUCUGUAAAUAUUCCAUUAAAAUCUGAUUGUUGUUCUACUUGAAUCAUA